CGGGAGCUACUGGACGCUGUUUACAACCCUCAGCUUCGGCUACACAGAGCAGAUGUUGAGCAGCUGUUGGUGGUUAAAGAAGAGGUUCCCCCUGAGCAGCAGGAGUGUAUCUCCAGUGUGGACCAGCAGGAGCCAGAGCCCCCCCCACACAUUAAAGAGGAACAGGAGGAACUGUGGAGCAGUCAGGAGGGAGAGCAGCUUCAAAAUGAUGACAGUGCUGAUUGGAAGGAGACCAGAGAACCUCAGUCAGCUUUAAACUCUCUGAAACAUGAUUCAAGAUGUAAGAAAACAUUCAGCUGCUCUGAGUGUGGGAGAAGAUUUGGCUUCAAGUCACGUCUGAAGAUGCAUAUGAGAAUCCACACAGGAGAAAAACCGUUUAGCUGCAGUGUUUGUAAUAAAUCGUUUACACGAAGUGGACAUUUACAAAAACACAUUAGAAUCCACACAGGAGAAAAACCUUUCAGCUGCUCUGAGUGUGGUAGAGCUUUCACUGUAAGUGGAACCCUGAAGAGACACAUGAGGACUCAUUCUGGAGAAAAAUCUUUCAGCUGCUCGGUCUGUAAGAAAUGUUUUUCACAGAGUGGAUCUUUACAGAAACACAUGAGAAUCCACACAGGAGAGAAGCCUUAUAGCUGCUCAGUCUGUAAGAAAUAUUUUACACAUAAUGGAGAUUUACGUUCACACAUGAGAAUCCACACAGGAGAAAAGCCUUUUAGCUGCUCAGUUUGCAAUAAAUAUUUUACACGGAGAGGAGAUUUACAGAAACACAUGAGAAUCCACACAGGAGAGAAGCCUUUCAGCUGCUCAGUUUGUAAUAAAUCUUUUACACAGAGAGGAAGUUUACGGUCACACAUGGCAGUCCACACAGGAGAAAGAAGAUACAGUUGCAGUGUUUGUAACAAAAGAUUUGCCUGGCGUUCUGAUGUCAAAACACAUAAAUGUGUUUGGGGCCUUAAACUGUGUCGAAGCUCGCUGGGAGGAGAGACGCUCGAUGCAGAAACCUGGCUUCAUGAUGGCGAGCUCACGCCAUUUUCUGAACUUCUUCCUCCCCGAUGUGGCUUCCUCAGCUCCCCUCGGACCACAGCGAUUAAAGAAGACGAGCCGGAGGCCCCCCCACACAUUAAAGAGGAAGAGGAGGAACUGUUCCCAUUCAGCCCUGUCCCCGUGCAGAGUGAAGAUGAUGAAGAGAAAGCGAUUAAAGAAGACGAGCCGGAGGCCCCCCCACACAUUAAAGAGGAAGAGGAGGAACUGUUCCCAUUCAGCCCUGUCCCCGUGCAGAGUGAAGAUGAUGAAGAGAAAGAGAUGGAGCGACACCGGGAACUCACGGAGGAGACCAAGCUGCGGGGAGAAGCUGCCGCUGCUACCACCACUCCUGCCGUAGGCCCCAGCGGAGCCGCUACAGUGACUGCCCCCAGCAGAGCCGGGACAGCUGGGAAGACCAGCGACCUGCGAGCGGCAUUUGGCUCGAAUGCGGCUUUGGAAGCGGAGGUGUUCUGGUGUCUGAACACUGCAGUGAAGCACCACUCAUAUGCAUCCAACGAAGGUGUCUCUUGA
Molecule: messenger RNA, 1554 nt
Organism: Perca fluviatilis (European perch)
Lineage: Eukaryota; Metazoa; Chordata; Actinopteri; Perciformes; Percidae
Product: zinc finger protein 79-like
Exons: 9
Cellular component (GO): nucleus
Source: RefSeq, a predicted model, not a curated record